Messenger RNA from Trichophyton rubrum CBS 118892, 558 nucleotides. RefSeq lists its product as uncharacterized. The record is from RefSeq and is a predicted model, not a curated record. The transcript has a single exon. Lineage: Eukaryota; Fungi; Ascomycota; Eurotiomycetes; Onygenales; Arthrodermataceae. Bases 1 to 558 code for a protein of 185 amino acids.
AUGCUGGGAUCUGUUUACUGCACGUUCAAGAAGGAAAUCAAGUCGUUUGAGAAAUACGAGAUGCGGACCAAGAUUGCUGGCUGGGACGAGAAAUGGCUAUAUAUAUUGACCUUCUUCCUGCGAUUCCCCAAGCGCAAGGGAGAGCCCAAAGUACUACUUGCAGUUGGAGUGAGCAAGUAUGUAGUGAAGAAGGGCAGAAAGACAGUUCGGCCCGAAAACGUUCUUCGGGCGAGUGGAUUGCUGCCUCCCCGACCACCGGGUGAGGAGGUACCCUCACCACCAACCGCUCUUGAUACCCCUGCAAAUGGCGAGGCAAUUGAGUCAGGAGAGUCCCUAGACGAGCCUCUUCUCCGCAAGGUGCUGACUUUGACGGAGAAUUCCGACCUUGAUAAGGCCGUGCUGGAUAAUGACGUUAAGAAAAACCGAGACAACACCGAGAAAUCUGGUGCCUGGGAUUGGCAUAGGAUUGAAGAAGAGCGACUUCGUGGCAUGGACGUCGUUCGAUCAUUCGUCAAUAUCGAUGCAAAACUCCACGAAGAGGUUGAUCUAUCUGUAUGA